Molecule: messenger RNA, 729 nt
Organism: Rangifer tarandus platyrhynchus (Svalbard reindeer)
Lineage: Eukaryota; Metazoa; Chordata; Mammalia; Artiodactyla; Cervidae
Source: the annotation of a GenBank genome assembly
AUGGGCUCCAUGCCGGGGAGGGCCAUGGAGACUGACUGGACUUCGGCCCAGGAGUGCACCUUGGAGAACUCCCAGUGCCGCACCCGAUCCGAGGCCGCACCCAGCCUGCUGACCACGCCUCCGUCCCCGUGGCUCUCGGCGGCGGGGCGCGCGCGGCGGGCCGGGCCGGGCCGAACAAGCCUCCGACGCGCGGCGCCCGCAUCCUCCCGCACCUGCGGCACGCGGGACGGUGAUGCCCACCCCCGCCGCCGCGAGGAUGCCCGGGCGGGGCGGGGGCGCCGGUGCCAGGUGACCGGGUGGGAGGCGGGGCACCUGUGCUUGACCCGGGCGCCGCUGCUCCCUCCUGCGGGGACGGGGAUGCUCUGGCUGGAACCACCUGCCCUGCGCCUGGUGGUGGGCAGAGUCAUGGGAGAAGGGCAUGGCUCUAGUGAGGCUACCAGGUUUUCUGAUGUCACAAACCGCCUGGCCUUUCCCCCUUUCCCUGGCGGCGGUUCCAAGGUGGGGGUUAGUGGGGGUCCUCGGCGGCCGCGGCGAACCAGGCGGCGGCCCGAGCGCAGCCCCGGGGACCCCCCGCACGGCGACGGCGGCGGCGGCGGGCGGCGACAGCGACAGCGGCGAGGGGACGCGGCGCGCCCGCGAGUGGGCGCCGACGGGGACCCCGCGGGCGGCCCGCCACGGGCGCUCGCCCUCCUGGACGCUCCAGAGGGCCCCCGGACCUCGGCCGACUGA